Messenger RNA from Diorhabda sublineata, 2580 nucleotides. It is a transcript of the gene Hpr1, whose product is annotated as THO complex subunit 1. Gene Ontology annotation, molecular function: protein binding. The coding region runs from base 386 to 2308 and encodes 640 amino acids. Lineage: Eukaryota; Metazoa; Arthropoda; Insecta; Coleoptera; Chrysomelidae. Gene Ontology annotation, biological process: mRNA export from nucleus; signal transduction; regulation of DNA-templated transcription elongation. The transcript has 9 exons. The record is from RefSeq and is a predicted model, not a curated record. Gene Ontology annotation, cellular component: THO complex part of transcription export complex.
GUUUUAUGUGUCUUGUUAAUAUAUGACAGGUAUAUUUUCAAGAGGCUGUUUGGGUUGCUUUUAUUGAACUUAACAAGUGGUAAAUGUGGAGUUAUUUUGUUUAGUUCCUUUUCAACGAAUUACGAGGUCUAUUUAUCACUCACCCACUUUUUGUAUUUAAAAAUUGUCAUUAUAAUUCAAAACGAAAUUGGAAAAGCUCAGUCAUAUCUACAUAUUUAUGGUGUAAUAUCAUAACCACAGACCACUUUCUUAGUUAUCUCUGAUUGUAACUUUUAUAUCCCAGUUGUAUUUAUAUUUAAUAAUAGCUAAGGAAUAGAUAAAUACGUAGCUGCACAUUGAAAUAAGUAUAAAAAUGAUAUUUUAGAUUAAAUAUAAACAAUCGAAAAUGAAUUACAAUUUCGAAUUUUUACGAAAGGAGUAUAAAAACGUUUUACAAAAAUCCUUCAAAACUAACAAUGUGGACCUUCUUGAACAAAAGGUAAAAUCAUUUGGGAAAACUGAAAUUGACUUGAAAUCCCCUUUAGAUCAAACUCUUCGAGAUCUGCUACUAAAUAUACUUGAAGAAGAGAAAAGUGUUGUUAUUUUAAAAGAUUAUGUGGACUUUUCUAUUUUACUGUGUAGAAAGGGUCUAAGCUCACCAACAAUACCUGUUGUUCUUCUGGGAGAUAUUUUUGAAACACUUACUCUCGAUAUAUGUGAAAAUAUGUUUAGUUUUGUAGAACAAAAUGUGCAUGUCUGGAAGGAGGAAUUGUUCUUCUCUGGUUGCAAAAACAAUCUUUUACGUUUAUGUAAUGAUCUUCUAAGAAGGCUCUCUAGAACAACAGCAACAGUAUUUUGUGGAAAGAUUCUUUUAUUUUUAGCAAAAUUCUUCCCAUUUUCUGAACGUUCUGGCUUAAAUAUUGUGAGUGAAUUUAAUUUAGAAAAUGUGACAGAAUAUGGUACAGAUCCAACUGAUGAUGAUGGUAUUAGUGAUAUCAGUAAAUCAGGAGAGGAAAAAAAUAUUAUAGAUUUUACAUUUUACUGCAAGUUUUGGCAACUUCAGGACUUUUUUAGAAAUCCAAAUCAAUGCUACAAUAAAGUUCAAUGGAAACUUUUUAGCUCACAUGCCACUAAUGUGUUAAAUACAUUCCAAGGAAUAAAACUAGAUUAUGUAACUUCUACGGAGAAGUCCUCAAAUUUGGGAUAUUUUGCAAAAUAUCUUACUAGCCAAAAACUGUUGGAUUUACAAUUGCAUGAUGUAAAUUUUAGAAGAUCUGUUCUAUUACAAUUCUUGAUUGUUUUCCAGUACUUUACUUCCACAGUUAAAUUUAAAUCGGAUGCAUAUGAGUUAAAGAAUGAUCAAAAAGAAUGGAUAAGUACAAACACAGAGAAAGUUUAUAACUUGUUGAGAGAAACUCCACCAGAUGGAGAAGAAUUUGCUCAAAUUGUCAAAAAUUUAAUGCAUCGGGAGGAAUUGUGGAAUGCAUGGAAAAAUGAUAGUUGUCCAGAAAUUAAGAAGACCUUACCUCAGCCAGUGGAAGUAUCAGAAAGUAAAAAAGAUGCAGAUAAACGUUUAUUGGGAGAUAUUAUAAAAGAGGCUAACAAUCAAGGGAAGUACUUUAUAGGCAGCGGUGAAUUAACUAAACUAUGGAAUCAAUGCCCAAAUAAUUUAGAAGCAUGUAAAGGAAGAAAUUUCUUACCAACAUUAGAGGAAUUCUUCUCGGAACCCAUUCAACAAUUGGAAACUAACCACAAAAUAGAUGAUAGUAUCUUAAAAGAUGGUAAUUUAGGAUGGAGAGCGUUAAGACUACUAGCAAGGCGCAGUCCUCAAUUUUUUACCUACGGUACAACAGUUACAAACUCGCUAUCGAGCUAUUUAGAAGUUAUGAUUAAAAAAAUAGCCCAUGAGAAGCCUGGAAAGGAAGUCACUCAAGAAAAUCAAAAUGAUAGUGAAAUGGAUAAUAUUCUAACAGAAACAGAUCAAGCAACGGAUGAUUUAAAACCUACAGAUCAAGAAGAAUUUGUAGAAGAUACUAUUGUCAGACCUGAAAGAAAAAAUAUUACUUUGCAACAAUUAAUGUACCUCAGCGAGAAGAUUGCACCAAAUUGGCAGAAAUUAGCAACAAAAUUAGGGUUUAAAAAAGAUGAAAUUGAAUUUUUUGAAAAAGAGAACCCUACCCCAAUAGAACAAGCGCGGAACUUACUACAAUUAUGGUUUGAAGAUGAUGAAGAUGCUACGCUAGAGAAUUUGGCGUAUACUUUAGAAGGUCUGGAAAUGAAUGAAGCAGCAGAAGCUGUCAAAAGUGAAAUUAAUAUGGAAGUUUCGUAGCAUGAAAUAUUAGAAGGAAAAUACAAAAUUAUGAAUAAAAAAAUAAAGGUAGAUGUUAAAAACUGGAAAAUAGGAUAACACAAAUUCAGUUGAAAUUAAUGAUUCUGAGCACGUUUACUAAAAUAAAACCAACACUCACAUUUACACUAUUUGAUGCAUGGGGAUAGUUAACAGUUGUGUUCAGUGAGGCAAAUUAGAAUAUUGUAAUAUUAUUUCAAUCAUUGUGAACUAAUAGUAAGUUUUCAAUAAACCAAACACUUUAUUUUUGAAAA